ACUGCAUCAUCCUAAGUGUGAUAACUUCCCCUACCAGCCACAGCAUGGCUCUCCUCUUCCCCCACCUCCAUCUUACAGUCCCAGUCCUGGCUACUGGGGCCAAGGGGGUGUCUACCCGCCGAUCAGCAUGUGUCAAGGCCCUGGCUUUCCUCCAUCUGGGAUGCCCACCACAAUACCAACUCUGUCUGCUGGACUGCCUGCCUCCAACCCAGGUUCUUAGCGAGUGGCACAGUCUUGAAGUAAUCACACCCUGCAAUAUAUUUAGAUUAGGUGUAACAAGGAUAAAUUACCACUUGGCUCUUCCAAAUUCUGCAGGAGAGAUGGAGGAUUUUCUCAGCACCCAGUGGGAAAGCACAUCUGUUCGGCAUGCCUUCAUCAGAAAAGUUUACUUAAUUUUAUCAGCACAGCUUGCUGUCACCUUCUCAGUUGUUGCUGUCUUUACGUUUGUUGACCCAGUGAGGAUGUUUGUCAUCAGUUACCCUGGCAUCUACUGGGCAUCUUUUGUGGUUUACUUUGUGGUUUACUGCAUUCUCAUCUGCUGCAAAGAGCCGAGGAGGCGUUUUCCAUGGAAUCUUGUACUGCUUGGAGUAUUUACUAUUGCCUUGUCUUACAUGGCUGGAGCAAUUUCAAGCUAUUAUGGAACCAAAGCAGUGUUUAUCGCCAUGGGAGUAACAGCAUUAGUCUGUAUAGCUGUGACAGUCUUCUGCUUCCAAACUAAGGUGGACUUCACCUCCUGCGGGGGACUCCUCUGCAUUGCGGCCGUUCUGCUCAUGAUCAUUGGGAUUGUUACAGCCAUCGUCCUCUCCUUCCAAUAUGUCCCCUGGCUGCAUAUGCUCUACGCUGCAAUUGGAGCCAUCGUUUACACUCUGUUUUUAGUGUACAACACCCAACUUCUUAUCGGAAAUCGGGAGUUGGCCAUCAGCCCAGAGGAGUACAUCUAUGGAGCGCUUUCUCUUUAUGUUGAUAUUGUUCACAUCUUCCUCUUCAUCCUUCAAGUCAGCGGAGCUGCGACUGAAUGAGCCAGCGGUUGGAGUUUGUAUAUUGUAUUUGCUGGCAGACACACAGCAAACUGUCAGAAAGAUUAUUACUUAUUUUUUCUACAUCAGUAACACUCGAGCACUUUCUUUGUUGCGCUGUAUGUAGCAGGACUGCAGCCGCAAAGCUCCCACUUACCCCGUGUAAAGGAAGAGAGCUGCUUAAGCUUUG
Pelmatolapia mariae (spotted tilapia) is the source of this 1206-nucleotide messenger RNA. RefSeq names its product protein lifeguard 3-like. Gene Ontology annotation, biological process: negative regulation of apoptotic signaling pathway. The record is from RefSeq and is a predicted model, not a curated record. NCBI's taxonomy places the organism in Eukaryota, Metazoa, Chordata, Actinopteri, Cichliformes, Cichlidae. Bases 45 to 1019 code for a protein of 324 amino acids. Gene Ontology annotation, cellular component: Golgi apparatus; endoplasmic reticulum. The transcript is spliced from 10 exons.